ACGCCUUUCGAGCAAACCAGUCAGCCAUGAGCUACCAGAAUAUCCUAGGCUUUCUGCUCUUGCUGACCGCUUCUUCGCUCAACGCGUCUGGGGAUCAAAGUCGCUAUCGGCUGUAUUUGCAAACAGAUUACGCCUUGCAAACAAUCAGCACCCAGCUAGUUUCUCAGGCAACCGAGCUGGUGGACUAUGUGGUGGAAGACCUGCUCGUCUUGGACUCCCGAAACCCCAUUCUGCUGGGCUAUUUGGAUCGCUUCGACGCCUUCACUGCCGUAGCUGCAAACAGGACCGAGCAGAAGCUCGAUGCCUUCUACGUCGUGAUUGAGGACUACCUAGAUGCGGAUACCACAGGAGACCCACUGAGGACGUCCAGCAUCGAGACCCAGCUGAUUGCCCUUUGCCUGCAGCGCAACGGGUUCGACCGAUGGAAGCGAACGGUCCAGACCCGGACAGCCCAGCUCCAGAAGCUGAUAUACCGAAAGGUGAGAAUGCACCUGGAGUCCAUAGACAGGGAGGACCGAAUGGCUGUGGAGCGCCGGUGGAGGAGAGUCCUAACUCGUGGCGGAGCCCGCAGACUGGAGAAGCUGAGAGAGUUCGUCCAGUGGCUGGGAAACUUUAGAGAUUAGAGGUUGGCGGCCAGGGUGAACGAUACGCCGUUUAGUGAUAAGAAGAGUGAUAAACACGGAGUAAGAAAUGUUUGUGGCUUAAUCAUAACCAGCCAUGACCUCGAGGUAUUGUCAAUGAAAAUAACAUAAAAACGGA
Messenger RNA from Drosophila erecta, 759 nucleotides. RefSeq lists its product as uncharacterized. Bases 27 to 623 code for a protein of 198 amino acids. The transcript has 2 exons. The record is from RefSeq and is a predicted model, not a curated record. Lineage: Eukaryota; Metazoa; Arthropoda; Insecta; Diptera; Drosophilidae.